AUGUAUAAAAAUAUAUGUAGAAAUGUAUCCAAAUCGUUAAUAACAUUUGUUUCAAAAAGAGUUGUGAAUAAAACUUAUAUUCGAAACUCUAGUUUUAAGUCAUACAAUUUUACAAUAAAAAGUGCUCCUGUAGUUAAAUAUCUAGAAUUUAUAAAGCACGAAUACUGGAAUUUAUAUACCUCAGAAAAUGUAGAUAAUAAAGCGAGAAUAAGAUUAGAUGAGUUAUUGCCAGUUAUGAAAAUAUUGGAGGAAAAAGAAUGUGUCGAAGGAAAUCUAAAAAAUUUAGAUGAUAUUAAUUCUAAAGAUGAAGAAGAUAAAGAUAUGAAAGAAUUGAUAGCCGAAGAAAGACAGGUGUAUGAGAAUAUAUUAAAACAAAUUGAGAGCAAAUUAUUAUUAGCUAUUUUGCCAAAACCUUUCGGAAGUGAUGUUAAUAAAAUAAUGAUAGAGAUAACUGCAGGCGUAGGAGGAAAAGAAGCUAUGUUAUUUGCACGAGAAUUAUUUGAUAUGUAUUGCGGAUAUAUAAAUUAUAAGGGUUGGGACUAUCGUCUGGCAGAGUUUGAUGAAUCUGAACUGGGUGGUAUCAGACAUGCUGGUUUACUCGUAGAAGGCGAUGGGGCCUAUAGAAAUAUGAAUUUUGAGGGAGGUGUUCAUCGUGUACAAAGAAAUCCAGCCACUGAAAAAUCAGGACGAAUUCAUACAAGUACAGCAACAGUUGCUGUUUUGCCCCAACCAAACCCUAUUGAUAUCCAAAUAAAAAAUCAAGAUCUCAAAAUUGAGACUAAAAGAGCCAGUGGAGCUGGUGGUCAGCAUGUGAAUACAACUGAUAGUGCUGUUAGAAUUGUUCAUAUUCCGUCAGGUAUAGCUGUUGAAUGCCAAACAGAUCGAUCUCAAAUUAAGAAUCGAGAGAUAGCCAUGGAUAAACUUAGAACAAAACUAUAUGAACAACAAAUUACAUCACAGGAGACUACCACCAAAAACAUGAGAAAAUCACAAGUAGGGGCUAGUAAUCGAAAUGAAAAAAUUCGUACGUACAAUUAUAACCAAGAUCGUAUUACAGAUCAUAGACUUUCAUAUAAUAUUCAUAAUAUUAAAGUUUUUAUGGAAGGAGGAGAACCUCUUCAGAAACUUAUUGAUAAUUUAGACGAAAUAUCAAGGUUUGAAUUAUUAGAUAAACUUAUUCACUCUAUACCUGAAAGUUACCCAAAAAUGCAAACGUAA
Molecule: messenger RNA, 1218 nt
Organism: Ctenocephalides felis (cat flea)
Lineage: Eukaryota; Metazoa; Arthropoda; Insecta; Siphonaptera; Pulicidae
Gene: mRF1
Product: peptide chain release factor 1-like, mitochondrial
Exons: 5
Coding region: 1-1218 (405 amino acids)
Biological process (GO): translational termination
Molecular function (GO): translation release factor activity
Source: RefSeq, a predicted model, not a curated record